Messenger RNA from Mollisia scopiformis, 1613 nucleotides. Its product is annotated as cytochrome P450. NCBI's taxonomy places the organism in Eukaryota, Fungi, Ascomycota, Leotiomycetes, Helotiales, Mollisiaceae. The transcript has 3 exons. Bases 1 to 1485 code for a protein of 494 amino acids. The record is from RefSeq and is a predicted model, not a curated record. Gene Ontology annotation, molecular function: oxidoreductase activity, acting on paired donors, with incorporation or reduction of molecular oxygen, reduced flavin or flavoprotein as one donor, and incorporation of one atom of oxygen; heme binding; iron ion binding.
AUGUAUAUCCCUAAACUACCUUUCUUCCUCGUCCUCGCCUCAUACGCUUCCCUUCUUUUUGCAGCACCCAACUCCACUCCUCCUCAAUAUCGCUACAAAGACAAGUUAUUCGGGUCUGACCUCGCCCAAGAGCUCAACGAUGCUCGAAUACGAGGAUAUCUGUAUGGAGCCAUCCGUGGACAGUUCCAUACAUAUGGCAAGACAUUCAAGGAGUCCGUGGUAUUUGGAAAAGUUGUAUACAAUACCAUGAGUAUGGAAAAUAUCCAAACAAUGGCAGCAACGAAAUUCAAUGAUUUUGGAGUCGAGCCUUCCCGCAAGUUGAAAAAGCCCAAUUUCACAGGAGAUGGAAUUCUUUCGACUGAUGGUCCAGCGUGGAAGCGUUCGAGAGAGCUUAUCACGCCGACAUUUUCCAGAAAGGAUAUUGCCGAUCUGGAUUCGCUGGAGGUAUAUUUUGAUAGGAUGUUAUCUCUUAUGCCCAGUGAAAAUCAGACUAUGGAUAUGCAGCCCCUUUUGAAAAGACUUUUCCUCGAUACGUCCACAGAAUUUCUCUUUGCGGAAUCCAUCCACUCACUUCUGCCGGAAACACAGUAUAAGUCGCAAGAAUUCCUUGCAGCAUUCGAGGAAUCCUUGAUGGGAAUGGGGACGCGUAUACGAGCUGGGCCACUCGCCAAGAUCAAGUUAUACUUUGACAAAACAUGGGAGAAAGCAUACACAAAGGUCCACCGAUACGUAGAUCAACAUGUCGAAAGAGCGCUCGCGGAAACCAAAAACGACAAAUCAUCCAUCAGCGCAGACGAAACCAAUCCCCCACAAAAGUACAUCCUCGUACGAGAAAUGGCAAGAGAGAUCAGAGACAAAGUAUCCCUCUGCUACGAGCUAAUGGCAGUCUUCUUCCCAGGCCGAGACACUAUUCCCGUCCUCCUCGCCAACACCAUCUUCCUUCUCGCACGGCACCCUUCAGUCUACAAAAGCCUUCGUGAAACGGCCCUCUCUCACACCUCUCAGCCUGUAACAUACGAUCUCAUAAAAUCACUCAUCUUCUACAAACACGUCCUCUUCGAAAGUCUCCAUCUCCUGCCUCCCGUCGCCUUGGUUCACCGAACCGCCUUACGCGACACCAUCCUACCCACGGGUGGCGGAGCCGACGGAAAAUCUCUAAUCUACGUAGCGAAGGGAGAGACGGUUGUAGCACAUCUGCAUGCCCUGCAUCGAGAUAAAGAUAUCUGGGGAGAGGACGCGGAUGAGUUUAAUCCUGGACGAUGGGAAGGAAGACGGACUACUUGGGAAUUUGUGCCGUUUUACGGAGGGGCGAGGAUUUGUCCUGCGCAGCAACAGGUUAUGAUACAGGCGACUUAUGUGUUGUUGAGACUGGCGCAGGAGUUUGAGAGCUUUAAGAAUAGGGAUGAGGAGUUGAGGUAUAUUGGGUUGACGAGAAUGGUUACGGAGAGUAGGAAUAGGGUUAAAGUUGCUUUUGUUAAGCCUUAGCUUCUUGGUGACUUGAAUGUUAAUUUCUAUACAUAGUACUGCGAACCGAUCAUUCUUCCAAAAUUGCGUCUUUCCCUUUGAACAUCGAAUGAUAUUAUCCCAUACUACCAAUCUUUCUCAUCCCUCAC